ACACACACGCUCUCUCCCUUCUCCCCUCAUCUUCACACACAGACACACAUAUGAGAAGGUGAGUGAAUUGCACAGAGAGAGAAAGAGAGAGAGAGAGAGCUUCGAACAAUCCAUCUAUGGCGAAAUCUCUGAUUUCAUCUCCUUCCUCCUUCAUCGGAACACCUUUCCCCUCUCUCAAUCGCCAUGGACGCUUUUCUCCCAGGACUAAGCUUAUAUCUACCACAGUCAAAUUCAGCUUUAACGGACUUCCUCCAAUUUCUUCAUUCGAUGGCGUCUCAGUUGAUUUUGCCGCAAUUGCUAGCCGUGCCGAGAGCCUUAUGUAUACUUUAGCUGAUGCAGCUGUUGCUGUUGACUCAGCUGCUUCUGCUUCUGCUUCGGGCGACUCGGCUACUUCGACAGUGCAGAAGUCCGGGGGGUGGUUUGGUUUUAUAUCCGAUGCCAUGGAAGUCGUUUUAAAGGUACUGAAGGAUGGACUGUCUACCGUUCAUGUGCCAUAUUCCUAUGGAUUUGCAAUUAUAUUGCUUACUGUUCUUGUUAAGGUUGCAACCUUGCCGUUGACAAAACAACAGGUUGAGUCAACUCUGGCAAUGCAAAACCUCCAGCCAAAGAUCAAAGCAAUUCAACAAAGAUAUGCAGGAAAUCAGGAAAGAAUACAACUCGAGACAUCACGCUUAUAUAAACAGGCAGGAGUCAAUCCUUUGGCAGGAUGUUUACCUACUUUGGCCACAAUACCAGUAUGGAUAGGCUUGUAUCAAGCUCUUUCAAAUGUUGCAAACGAGGGAUUGCUGACGGAGGGAUUUUUCUGGAUUCCCUCUUUGGGAGGGCCGACAACAAUUGCUGCUCGGCAAAGUGGAGCGGGAGUUUCUUGGCUCAUUCCAUUUGUGGAUGGCCAUCCGCCACUGGGUUGGUAUGACACGGCUGCCUACCUUGUUUUACCUGUGCUUCUUGUUCUUUCUCAGUAUGUAUCAAUGGAGAUCAUGAAGCCACCCCAAACUGAUGAUCCUACUCAGAAAAACACUCUUCUUGUCUUCAAGUUCCUCCCACUCAUGAUUGGCUACUUUUCGUUGUCCGUCCCAUCGGGGUUAUCAAUUUACUGGUUCACAAACAAUGUGCUCAGCACUGCCCAGCAAAUAUGGUUAAGGAAGUUGGGAGGUGCGAAGCCUGUUGUCAGCGAGAAUGCAAGUGGAAUAAUAAGUGCUGGUCGUGCAAAACGAUCAUCUUCUCAACCAUCAGAAUCUGGUGCUAGGUUUAAGCAGCUAAAGGAAGAAGAGAAGAAAAGAUCAAGUAAGGCACUGCCUGACCCAGAUGUUCAGGUUUUGGCAUCUACAUCUGAUUCUGAAGAUGAGACAGAUGACAACACAAAGUCCACGGAGGUUUUGGAAGAGGCUUAUGCUUCUAGCACCGCCAAACCAGUUCCAGAACUUUCUGGACCAAGGAGGAGUAAGAGAUCAAAGAAAAAGCGUUCGGUAUGAUAUAUAAAAUACAUGUGUAGCUCUAUUUUUGGACCCUGUAUUAUCUUAAAUCCAUAUUUUAGUUAAUAUAUAGCUGUUAUUUUUCACUUGCU
This is a messenger RNA of Cynara cardunculus var. scolymus (artichoke), 1564 nucleotides long. Its product is annotated as inner membrane protein PPF-1, chloroplastic-like. The record is from RefSeq and is a predicted model, not a curated record. Gene Ontology annotation, cellular component: chloroplast thylakoid membrane. Gene Ontology annotation, molecular function: membrane insertase activity. Lineage: Eukaryota; Viridiplantae; Streptophyta; Magnoliopsida; Asterales; Asteraceae. The transcript has 11 exons. The coding region runs from base 117 to 1472 and encodes 451 amino acids. Gene Ontology annotation, biological process: protein insertion into membrane; thylakoid membrane organization; protein localization to chloroplast.